AUGAAGUCCUUCCUUAUCUCUCUCAUCUUGGCCAUCAUCUGCUUUGCCUCCAGUUCCAGCGCCUUCUCGGUCCCUCCUUCGGUUGUGUCAUCUCCCAUUGUCUCGGCAGCUGCUCCUUCUACAACCAGCUUGAACGUAUUUGGAAAGCGAAAAACCAAGGCACAAAUCGAGGAAGAAGAGGCUCUGGCCGCCCAGUACUGGCAAGGGGAAUGGGUCUGCAAGGACUGUGGUUACAUUUACAACAAACAAGAAUGUGCUGGCAUGUACUUUGAAGAACAAGGAGCCGGUUUCCGUUGUCCUCAGUGCUCUGGACCCCGUCGUCGUUAUGCCAAGAAGGUCGGAGACCGAGUUGGAACUACUCUAGAUGGUGGUGAUGCUCCCAUCCUUAUCUUCUCCUUUGGUGGUGUCGCUUUGACCAUUGCCUUUGGAAUCUGGGCCGUCAACAACUUGUAA
Cylindrotheca closterium is the source of this 453-nucleotide messenger RNA. Lineage: Eukaryota; Bacillariophyta; Bacillariophyceae; Bacillariales; Bacillariaceae. The record is from the annotation of a GenBank genome assembly.